UCAGUCUUCAGCAUAACUAGCUAGGUUAGCCAGGUUAAGCAUACCUAUGAGCUAUAGGGGGUUAGCUAGGUUAAGCAUACCUAUGAGCUAUCCAGCUAACCUGUGUUGGUGUCUAACGCCCUGUUUACUAGCAUCUCAGUAUUCGUGAUAGGCGGUUAAACUGAUGCGAGGCGUUGAAAAUAAUUAGCUAAUAUGAAAUACAUUGCGCUUUUAGGCUAGCUUGUUAGACGAUUAACUUUGCUAAUUAAUCUGGUGCUGUUACAGCCACAUAAUGGAUGAAGAAACUUUGCAUGAUAAAACUGAAGACUUUGAGGAAGAGAACUGCGAUUCUGGUGACCAAACAGAUGCAAAGCCUGAUCGUAAAGCAAGAUUUCUGCUCUUUGGGAGUAAGAAGAACAAGGAUGAUAAGUUGCAGGAAAAGUUGCAGGAACAGGAUCCUGAGCACCGCUACAGGAUCAUUUCUCCAACGUGCCAGUAUAAGAUGAACCACAAGCAAGUAGGAAAAUGUAUCAUCAUUAACAAUAAGAACUUUAAUCACGAGACAGGGAUGAGUGUACGCAAUGGCACAGAUCGAGAUGCAGGAGAACUGUUCAAAUGCUUUAAAAACCUGGGUUUUGAUGUUGUCAUCUACAAUGACCAGACCUGUGACAAAAUGAAAGGGAUACUAAAAAAGGUGUCGGAAGAGGAUCACACCGACAGCUCCUGCUUUGCCUGCAUCUUGCUAAGCCAUGGAGAGGAGGGCAUGAUAUAUGGAACGGACAGGGCCAUGCCCAUCAAGAACAUAACCUCCCUCUUCAGAGGAGACAUGUGCAAGAGCCUUGUGGGCAAACCCAAGCUUUUCUUCAUCCAGGCCUGUCGAGGUUCAGAGUUUGAUGAUGGUAUACAGACUGACUCAGGAACAGCUCAUGACAGUCUAGAAACAGAUGCGAACCCAAGACACAAAAUCCCUGUGGAGGCAGACUUCUUGUUUGCAUACUCCACUGUUCCAGGUUACUACUCAUGGAGGAAUCCAGGCCGGGGCUCUUGGUUCGUCCAAGCUCUUUGUAACGUCCUCAGUGAGUCUGGCAAGCAACUGGAAAUCUUGCAGAUUCUCACACGUGUCAACUACAUGGUGGCAACCAGCUUUGAAUCCUGGUCUGAAGACCCACGCUUCACUGAGAAGAAGCAGAUUCCCUGUGUUGUCUCUAUGCUGACCAAAGAGCUGUAUUUUAACUGAUACCUACAUGACCUCAGAGUUCCUUUAUGGUCUUUGAUUUCCUUUUUUUUACCCCCAAGUCUUUUUUAAUUUUUUUCUUUUCUUUUUUUUAUUUUAUAUGUUGCCAGCACACAUUUUCACAUCACAGUCAGUUAGAGUGUGACGACUGACGUACUGACUGACUGACCGACAGGAUGUGACCACAUGGUCUCAAUAUUCAGGGAUGAUCCAAACACAGCUAGAAUUAGUGUUAUUUGUGUGGGAAAGCAGUUUCUUUCUGACUUUAUUCUGGACACUUAAUAGAUUCUUCAGAAGAGUGGUUCUUUAGUGGUGCUACAUGUUAGUGCUGAUUAUUUAUCGCUUCUGUUUAUUCCAUGGAACAUUAAUUAUCACUGUUCUUUGUCCACUGGUAGUGUGAAUUAUUCAUGUUAGGUUUUAUGGCAUUUUAGGUAAGGACCUGUAGCCAACAGAAGCAUUUAAAUAUUCUUUAGUAAUAUGACUGUUUCCUAUUUCUUCUUUUAUCCUCUUUUAUAUAGAGCCAGAUACGUUCACACCCCAAAGGCACCUCUUGCAGUGAAGAACUUGCAGGAAUAACAAUUGAAUUUUAUCCAUCAUAGCUACCACUAUAAAAACACAUUAAAUAAUGUGUAACUGGCUACAAUGUCAUAUACUGCUAUUGUCUAUCCAGUGAAUGCGGUGGUCAGUGGUUGGAGCUGGAUCAGUAAAUUGUUAUGUUUUUAUUAUUAUUUAUAGUGUAUCAUUAUUGGCUUAUAUUACUAGCUUAUAAACAUUUUUGUCCUUACUGUUCUUGAACCACACCAUUGAAACAAAUAGUACUUCACUGGCAUCUGUGUUAUCUGUAUAUGGUUCACAUUGGGAAAUACCUUCUUCAUUAGUUGCCCUACCAGCAAGAGAAACAGGAAGUUCCUUAUUUAUGAAGAUGAUGAUGCUUGCAGUAAAAGCACCAGUAUUUUUUGUAUUGCUUGUCAUCCUAACUUUGAUCAGUGCAGUCCUUGAAGUAUUAUUUGUUUUAUUACAAAUGAUCAAAUGGUUAUGUGAAAAAUUUUAUUUGGAAUUUUGAGAAAGUGUGGUCUAUAAUUUGCACCAAAACUAUAAACCUAAAGCACAAGUGGCAAUAUAUUGAAUUUUAAUUUAUUUGAGGUGGGCUUCAACAUCAUCAGUGGGUUUGGAGUGAGUUAAAGCAUUUAAAUAGAAAAAAUACUCUUAUUUUUAAAUUACUUUUAAUUAAGAUUUAUUCUACAGUUCCUAUUUGUGAAUAAAAAUAAAUUUACAGGAAUCUGCACACACACAGACACAACCAACAACAAACUUUAAAAGCAGCACAUGUAUUGUAUGAAAGCUGUGAUUUUGAUUUUCAUAUUAUGUUCUGUCACUUAUCACUUAUCUACAGAGGCAGCUACUGUAUCAUUAGCUGGAGGUUUUAAUGAACUGUCCAUUGCAUAGAGAGAUUUCCUAUGAUAUACUAUACAAGUGGAGAAAGUGUAUUUUCUCCACCUGUGUUGAAAUAAAAGGAUUUCUGAAAGAAAA
This is a messenger RNA of Pangasianodon hypophthalmus (striped catfish), 2743 nucleotides long. RefSeq names its product caspase 7, apoptosis-related cysteine peptidase (gene casp7). The record is from RefSeq and is a predicted model, not a curated record. Bases 272 to 1216 code for a protein of 314 amino acids. The transcript is spliced from 7 exons. Gene Ontology annotation, biological process: apoptotic process; proteolysis. NCBI's taxonomy places the organism in Eukaryota, Metazoa, Chordata, Actinopteri, Siluriformes, Pangasiidae. Gene Ontology annotation, cellular component: cytoplasm.